AUGUCGGCUGAAAAGCGCCCGGCGGACGACGAUCCCGGCUUGUCCACGUCCCUGGUGAAGAGGCAGAAUGUCAAUGCCUCCGAGGGAGCGCUUGCUCGACUCAAUGCAUCAAGCAGUGCAUUGGUACAAGCUGCACCCCGAACGAGCGGGCUCCAGGCCCCGGUGAUGGAGCUGACGGGACACUCUGGGGAUAUUUUCACUGCCAAGUUUGAUCCUACGGGCAACCUGAUUGCUUCUGGAUCAAUGGACAGAAGUAUAAUGCUGUGGAGGACUUAUGGCGACUGCGAAAACUACGGCGUGCUAAACGGCCACAAGGGCGCUGUUCUCGACCUGCAAUGGGCGCGGGACUCGGAGAUUGUCUACUCUGCUUCGGCUGAUAUGCACCUGGCCAGCUGGGACCUCACCUCUGGAACGCGAAUACGAAGAUACGUCGGGCACGAAGAGAUUAUCAAUACCUUGGAUAUUAGCAAGCGAGGCGAGGAGAUGCUGAUUAGCGGAAGCGACGACUCGACGAUUGGAAUUUGGGAUCCAAGGUCGAAGAAUGCGGUCGACUAUAUCCAGACCGAAUUCCCCGUCACAGCUGUUGCUAUAUCCCAGGCCGGCAACGAAAUCUACACGGGAGGAAUCGACAACGACAUUCGCGUCUGGGAUUUGAGAAAGAAGGCGGUGGUGUAUUCUUUACUAGGUCAUGCAGACACGGUCACGUCGUUGCGAGUAUCGCCCGACUCCCAGUCUCUGCUGUCAUAUUCGAUGGACACGACGGUGAGAACGUGGGAUAUUCGUCCGUUUGCACCGACGGAGAGGCAUAUCCGAACGUUUGACGGAGCGACAGCCGGAGUAGAUCAGAACCUGGCCCGUGCCAGCUGGGAUUCGGAGGGCAAGAAGGUUGCAGCGGCUUCAGGCGACGGCACAGUGGUGAUUUGGUCUGCCCAGACCGGAAAGCUGCUGUAUAAACUCCCAGGCCAUAGAGGCGCGGUCAACUGCGUAGAAUUUGCGCCUGGCAAGGAGCCAAUCCUGUUGUCCGCCUCCUCAGACCGUACCAUGCUUCUCGGCGAGUUAAAGUGA
This is a messenger RNA of Trichoderma aggressivum f. europaeum, 1065 nucleotides long. RefSeq lists its product as uncharacterized. The coding region runs from base 1 to 1065 and encodes 354 amino acids. The transcript has 4 exons. NCBI's taxonomy places the organism in Eukaryota, Fungi, Ascomycota, Sordariomycetes, Hypocreales, Hypocreaceae. Gene Ontology annotation, cellular component: catalytic step 2 spliceosome. The record is from RefSeq and is a predicted model, not a curated record. Gene Ontology annotation, molecular function: protein binding; RNA binding.